UGGAUUUCCUUUUUUGCUUAUUUCUGAGAAUAACAAAAGCUGUCUCUCAGCUUUCGAUUUCUUUUCCAAAAAACAAUGGAUUGCGAGUCCGCCAUCUCUCCCUACUAUCUUCUCUUCCAAGCUCUUGCUUUAAUCCCCGUCUCCCAUUAUUUCCUCGCCGCCUUCUUUGUAUUCCUCGUUUUUCUGUACAACUUUCUGGAGAUUCAUUUCCUUCACGAUUUGCUCACUUUUUUCAGAGGCGAUCCCGUUACAUUAACUUACAACUCAAGCUCCGACCUCGGCCGAUCAGUAGCCGCCAAGUGUAAGAUAUUCCAACAAAGGUACUUGGUCACUCCAUGGCUUUCAAGUCCUCAUAUUCAGACGGCCUUCUUGACUUUUCACGGAAGGCCUCCUCCAGUUACUUAUAGACGACAUUUAUUCCGUGCUUUUGAUGGUGGAACAAUUGCUCUGGACUGGCUAACUUAUUCGGAUGUUCUGGAGGGUUCCGAUGGCGUAAUUGAUGGUUCCACUGCUCGUAAAGAUGAUAAAACUCCUAUUGUCAUUGUCAUUCCUGGCUUGACCAGCGAUUCUAUUGCUGCGUAUGUGAAGCAUCUUGCAUUCAACAUGGCAAGACAGGGUUGGAAUGUUGUUGUAAGCAAUCAUCGUGGUCUAGGAGGUGUAUCUCUAACAUCUGAUUGCUGUUAUAAUGCUGGAUGGACUGAAGAUGUACGGAAAGUCAUUGACCAUAUACGUUGUGAAUAUCCAGAAGCUCCUCUAUAUGCUGUCGGAACUAGCAUUGGUGCCAAUAUUCUGGUUAAAUAUCUUGGAGAGGAUGGCGCAAAUACUCCUGUUGUUGGGGCUGCGGCUAUAUGCUCUCCUUGGGACCUCUUGGUAUGUGAUAGGUUCAUCAACCGUCGACCUAUGCAGAAAAUUUAUGAUAGAGCACUAACAGUUGGCCUGCAAGGUUAUGCACAAUUACAUCAGUCUAUCUUGUCUCGUCUUGUAAAUUGGGAAGGAGUUGAAAAGUCAAGCUCUCUUAGGGACUUUGACAACCAUGCUACUCGAAUUCUUGGAAAAUUUGAGACUGUGGAUACGUAUUAUAGGCGAUCAAGCAGUAUUAAUUAUAUAGAAAAUGUGUCAGUGCCUCUUCUCUGUGUCAGCGCCAUGGAUGAUCCAGUAUGCACCAGUGAAGCUAUUCCAUGGGAUGAAUGUAGGGUCAAUGAAAAUAUUGUCCUAGCUACUACGCCACAUGGAGGACAUCUGGCUUACUAUGAGGGGAUAACAGCUUCUGGCAUAUGGUGGGUAAGAGCUGUUAACGAGUUUUUUGGUGUUCUAAGGACUAGCCCUCUUAUCAAAAGACAGAGGAUGCAGGGUUCUCCGGUGCCCAAGCCACUGCAGAGUUCAAUUGAUCGGGCACCUUAUUUGAAUGUUAUGGGAGAUGGAAUGGUGACCGCAAUGAGCAAUGAACCAACAGAUGCUUUACAAGAAGACACGUCGAACAACGAGCAUAUGAUUCAUAGUAAGGAAGAAGGUACAAUUUCCGAUAACAGAACGAAUUUCGAGUCAAUAGAUAAAAUAAACUCCGACGAGCGAAUCGAGCAGAAAGUGGAGAAAAACGUUAAGGAUUUGAUCGUCCCUGUUCAAGCACGCAUCGAUAAGCUUUCACGGCGGAGCAGACAAUCGAUCUGGUUACUUGCAUACAUUGCCGUCAUAACAACUUGGCCGUUCGUCGGCUCCAUUAUUGUUUCAGUUCUCAAGAAAAGGUUCAAAACUUUUAUACCAGGCACGUUGCUUAGAAAAUAGAGUUACUUCUAGUAGGGGUCACCAAAUACGAUCUAUAGAAAACCAUCGAUGCCCCAAAACUUGAGGGACAAUAAAAGAUACUAACUGCUCUGC
Molecule: messenger RNA, 1875 nt
Organism: Hibiscus syriacus
Lineage: Eukaryota; Viridiplantae; Streptophyta; Magnoliopsida; Malvales; Malvaceae
Product: embryogenesis-associated protein EMB8-like
Exons: 14
Coding region: 76-1782 (568 amino acids)
Molecular function (GO): monoacylglycerol lipase activity; short-chain carboxylesterase activity
Source: RefSeq, a predicted model, not a curated record